AUGCGGAUCGCGUUGGAAUUCUCGGGAGGUGCGGAGCUGCUUUUUGGUAACAAAAAAGAACAGAGCGCUGACUUGCCCGACUCAGUCAAAACAAUUAAAGAGCUCCUUCCGUGGUUGCGUGAUCAUAUGCUUACGGGACGACCCGAUCUAUUUAUCACUAACAAUUCUAUCAGACCAGGCAUCUUGACGCUGGUAAAUGACACAGAUUGGAGUCUCCUUGGCGAAGAGGAAUACCAGCUCAGGGAGAAAGAUAAGGUGUCCUUUAUCUCCACACUUCACGGAGGCUAA
Messenger RNA from Echinococcus granulosus, 288 nucleotides. Its product is annotated as Ubiquitin-related modifier. Bases 1 to 288 code for a protein of 95 amino acids. The transcript has a single exon. Lineage: Eukaryota; Metazoa; Platyhelminthes; Cestoda; Cyclophyllidea; Taeniidae. Gene Ontology annotation, cellular component: nucleus; cytoplasm. Gene Ontology annotation, biological process: tRNA thio-modification; protein urmylation. The record is from RefSeq and is a predicted model, not a curated record. Gene Ontology annotation, molecular function: protein tag activity.